Messenger RNA from Phaedon cochleariae (mustard beetle), 1552 nucleotides. The record is from the annotation of a GenBank genome assembly. NCBI's taxonomy places the organism in Eukaryota, Metazoa, Arthropoda, Insecta, Coleoptera, Chrysomelidae.
AUGGACGCUGCAAUUCCAGCCGGCGUCGUCGUCGCCGCUGGCGUCGCUCUCCAUAACGACGGCGUCGUAGUGGAGAAGGAGGAGAUCGUAGUCGGGAUCGAGCUUCAGCUUGACGGUCUGCCACAAGAACCGACACAAAAAGGCCGAAAAGGGAAUCUUCUUAUGGCCGACGUUUCAGUAGACACCUCCAACAUGACCCCCUCUGAGCUGCUCGCCCAAGGAGUGAAGGCGUUCGUCCUGCAGGACUUCGACGCCGCCGUCGCGGCGCUCAGCAAGGCCAGCGAGAUCCUCGUCAGAGAUGCAGUCCCUAGAAAUAAUGAAGAAGAUUCCGGUGACGAUGACGAAGAGCAAGUUGAAAAUGGCGAAGAAAAUGGUGACGAAAACGGGAAGAAAGAGAACGGCGUGGAGGCCGAAACAGGGGAACAAGAGAAAACCGAAGAAAAUGCCGAAGAAGUUUCAAAAGAAGGUGCAUCUUCGACAAGCAAGACACCCAAAGAUGAAGCAUCUGGUUCUGACAAGCCAGAGGAAAAGCCAGACACAGAAGAAGAACCCACCGACCUCCAAGUAGCCUGGGAAGUCCUCGAACUAGCCAAAAAAAUCUUCCAGAAGCUCGGAGACGACGGCAAAAAAAACCUAGCCGAAACCCUAACAGUCCUCGGGGAAAUAUCUCUGGAAAGCGAAAACUUCGAAUCAGCAGUCAACGACAUCAAAGAAGGCCUCGAAAUUCAGAAGCAGCUUUUCGGUCCGGAUAGUCGCACCAUAGCCGAAACUUUCUACAAGCUAGGAGUUGCAUACGCCACCAACUCCGAGAUAGAAGAAGCCGUCCAGAGUUUCCAGGGCUCUCUGGAUCACCUGAGAAACAGGAUAGCGCACCUGGAGAAGCUGGAAGAUAAGAAGGAUGAAGCGGAGGACGAGCUUAAGGAUAUUCAGAGCUUGAUUCCGGAUAUUGAGGAGAAGAUCGCGGAUAUGAAGAGCUACAAGGCAGAGGCGCUGAAAAAAAUUGUAUCUGCGGUAACUGAAGGGAAAACUUCUGAUGGAGCCUCAACUUCUUCGAGCGCGGUAGAAUCCAAACCUGUCACGAAUAUUUCGCAUCUUGUGAAAAGAAAACGAAAAGCAGAUGACAUUACUGACGAAAAAGACAUAUCUGAAGCUAACCCCAAUAAGAAAGUCAAUCAGUAAAACACUUUUUUAAUGUUCGAUCGAAUAAAUAUGUACAAAUUAAGAUUUUAAACUUGAUGUUGAGUAUUUAGUUCUCAAGGAGAAUUUUCUCAUUUUGUUUAGACUUGUGAUGUAUUGGUGUGAGUUUUAUACUAUUAAUAAUUUUUCACAUGUGUACUCAUUUUGAUUAGUUCCUCCUUAGUUUAAGGUGUCGUACAGCUCUUUCUCCAAUUUUUUUCGGUACCAUAAAUUUGCUGAUAGCUGUAGAAUCCUCAUUAUCAGAAUAACUCUCAGUACUGAAAAAAAAAAAAAAAGAAUUUGCGUCACAUAAUACAUAAACAUGGUAUAUGGAAUUGUAUUUAGCAGUGAGUGAAUUAAAUAUCUAUUUUUAACC